AUGCUAAACAGCGCUGACAGGCAGGCGAGCGUGGACGCGCACGGUCGUGGCCGCGCGCAGCUGGAGCGCGCAAUGCGGGAGCGGCACGGCUCCUAGUCCCAGCUGGUUAAGGUGAAACGCGAGAAAGAAGGGAAAAACAUAUUAUAUUUAUUUCUUCACGGAACUGGACCCUUUUUGGAAAAAAAGGGACAUUUACGCCAAAACACGAGUUCUGUGGGCGUCCAUGGAUCUGCAGCAGAUACCUGGCUGACUGUAGACGAAGCCAGAUUCUGCUCUCAUGUCAAGUCAUAAACGGUCACAGAUAAAUGAGGGAGUGGCUUUCAGUUCUGCCGGGCGAGCGAUGCUGACCACGCCGGCCCUCUGGCAAUAAUCAGCUGUGACAUGGCAGACCGGGACGACAAGGCGGAGCUGUCCAUUGCCCCGGGCCAGCCAUACAUCGAGGUGGAGUAUGAGUACGUGUACAAGGCCAAGGACCGCGUCAUCACCAUAAAGCCUAAGGAAUGCUACAUGCUGGUGAAGAAGACCAACGUGGACUGGUGGCAGGUUAAGAAAGACGAGGGAUCCAAGCCGUUCUAUGUACCUGCCCAGUAUGUGCGGGAGGUUCGCAAGGCCCUGAUGCCACCACCCAAGGCCCUAACCCAGGGCGGCCCCAUCAGGCCACGGCCCGCCACUCCGGACACCAGCAAGCCCAACGAGAACCUCAACAAACCAACGGUUCAUCUGACCCCGCCGACAGUAGUCAAAGACAUCAACCAGAACCCGGCCAGCUCCGGGCAUGGCAAAGGUUCACCGGACCCCCUCCCCCAUGGCAGCAGCAUCAAUAGUAAUGGUGGUUCAUUGCCACGACAACGGGCCAAGUCCCCCUCAUCUGACAAAAAAGUCCCUCUGGACAUCUCAGUGGAUGUGACGGGUCCCACGGUGGACUCAGACAAACACUACCAUGACCUGGAGUCAGGAGAUGAGCUGAGCAGCAGUCCCACGGAGCCCAUGCAGAGUCCCUCCCCCUUGGAUUCCACCCGGCCGGACUCCCCCGUCUACGGCAAUCUGCAGGAUCUGAAGCUUUGUCAGAGCAGCCAGCCCCCCAGGCCGUCCAGCUUGCCGCUGCAGACGGCCGGCGACUGGGAGACCCACCACGAUGCCACUGGCCGGCUCUACUACUAUAACCGCUGCACGCUGGAGCGCAGCUGGAAGCCCCCCCGCAGCAGGGAGACCAGCACCAAGGGGGACUCCGAGGUGCUCCGGCGGCUCAGCACACGUUCCAGCCAGUCUGACAGCCAGUAUGGCUCCCUGCGUGGCUGGUCCGAGGAGCUGGACGAGCACGGCCAAACCCUGUACAUCAGUGACCACACCAGCGAGAAGUGGAUGAAGCAUGUGGACGAUCAGGGUCGCUCUUAUUAUUACAACAUGGACGGCUCCAGGUCCGAGUGGGAGCUGCCCAAGCUGGACCCCCCAACCACGCACUCCGGGAAUUCACUCAAAACCCAGAGUCUGGACCGCAAGCAGCCGGAGCCCAUCGUGCUCAGCAGGUGGAGACACAGCACCUGUAUUCUGGAGGCCAAUGACAAGGAGCCCCCGUCGAGCCCCAAAGGCGUCCCGGAUUCUGAUUUGAGCCCUCUGUCUCCCAGGCCACUUCCGUCUCCAUCAGAGAAGUGUGGUGUGCUGAACGUGACCAAAAUCACGGAGAAUGGAAAGAAAGUCAGGAAGAACUGGACGUCAUCCUGGACAGUGCUCCAUGGAUCCUCGCUGCUCUUUGCUAAGGGUCAAGGAGGUGGGACCAGCUGGAAGUUUGGCAGCAGCCAGUCCAAACCGGAGUUUACCGUGGACCUCAGGGGGGCCUCUAUAGAAUGGGCUAUGAAGGAGAAGUCCAGCAAAAAGAAUGUCAUUGAGCUGAAGACUCGCCAGGGCACAGAGCUGCUCAUCCAGCUAGAGCACGAGGCUGCCAUCCACGAGUGGUACAAGGCCCUGUCAGAGGCCAUCGGCUCCCACGCCUGGGAGUCUGAUGAAGCCAUAGAGGAGGACAUUCUUGAGAUGCCCACGGGCGAGAAGCAGGACAAGGACAAGGAGAAGGAAAAGGAGAAAGACAAGGAGCAUCGAGACUCCAGGAAGGGCAGGGCCGUGAAGACCUCCGUCAGCAUGGAAUCGACAGAGGACAAGAAGACCAAGGUGAAGCUGAAAAAGUUCCUGACACGUCGACCCACGCUACAGUCCGUCCGGGACAAAGGCUACAUCAAAGACCAGGUGUUCGGCUGCAGCCUGACCAGCCUCUGCCAGCGGGAAAGCUCGACGGUGCCCCAUUUCGUCCGGAUGUGCAUCGAGCACGUGGAGAAGAGUGGCCUGGACGUGGAUGGAUUGUACCGGGUUAACGGGAACCUGUCAGUCAUACAGAAGCUGAGGUUCGCGGUCAAUCACGAUGAGAAGGUGGAUCUGGAGAGCAGCAAGUGGGAGGACAUCCAUGUCACCACGGGUGCCCUGAAGAUGUUUUUUCGGGAGCUUGCAGAACCACUGUUCACCUACGCCCAGUUCAACGACUUUGUUAACGCCAUCAAAUCUCAGGACUACAAGCAGCGGCCACUUUUGAUUAGGGAUUUAAUCAAGCAGAUGCCGAAACCCAACCAGGACACCAUGCAGGUCCUCUUCAAGCAUCUCAGGAAAGUGAUAGAGCAUGGCGAGGCGAACCGCAUGACCUCUCACAGCGUGGCCAUCGUGUUCGGCCCCACCCUGCUGAGGCCUGAGGUGGAGACCAGCAUCAUGGCUGUGCACAUGGUUUACCAGAACCAGAUCGUGGAACUGAUCCUGCAGGAGUAUGACCUCAUCUUCGGCAGGUAGGGCUUCUGGAAGCAGGGCCAGGGGGGCCCGGGGUCGCCUCUGAACUGCACGCCGCUCGAGUCACGCUUCCAUGGGACAGCCCUAGCCGUCUAUCUCUACAGCUCCAUGCAGAUGACUUAUCUUACUUUUGCACCUAACAUUGUUGAGCUCAGUGUACAGUUGUUUUUUCCCUUCCCUUAGCUGCUAAUGCUUCAGCAGCGGAUUGUAAGCAUACUGCACGCCGAUGCAGACAGCGCCACCUGCUGGGUGGAGGACUGAUGGCUGAGUGGGAGUGGGGCCAUUAAGGAGAGCUUAAUAAACAUGCAGCCUCUGAAGCCGGUGCUGGUUUAUCAGGUUUUGGGCCGCCGAGCCCAGGUUCUGAGGCACGGGAGCUGGGUGCUCCAGACAGUGUCCGUCCGCCAAGAGCUCAAACACGUCCCAGUCCUCUAUAGAGUGUACUGCUGCAGGCCCUGGAUAAUCACCCCCAUCACGUGGGACAGAGCUGUGUGCUGCAGCUACCCUCUGGAAAUACUCCUUUUCUCAUCUUUCCUGACCUCGCUGGACUAGGGGCAGAUGACGCAACUCUUGAUCACAACUGCCUGCAUGCAGGUACGGGCCCCUGGAUCAAACAGACCUUUUCCUGGCAAGUGCAGACUGUUCCAAGACCACAGCACUGGAAUGAGUCCUGGUGUAUUUAUUCUGCAAACGCAUGCACUGUGCAUCUCAACUAAGCUACAGAAGUAGGGUAAUGGAAAUGAUUUACAAGACUGUAGGACAGCCUGAAAAAAGGUACACUGGAAACUGUGGUACUAAUGUCGUUUUGAUGUUUUUUUUAUGUUUUGGAGCUUUUGGAACUGGGAGAAACUUAUCAAAAUCAAAUAAUAUUAAUAUUCAGUAGUAUAUAUGAAUUAACUGAAACGAUGAAAAAAAAAACUGGUUUUUGAAAUUUAUGUUCAACUGGUGCAUUUUUAAUGUCGCUUUCCAGACUAACUGCUGUUCCGGCUGUAUCUGUCUAAUCUGAAUAAAAGUUAAAUCUCACCCAGA
Molecule: messenger RNA, 3849 nt
Organism: Brienomyrus brachyistius
Lineage: Eukaryota; Metazoa; Chordata; Actinopteri; Osteoglossiformes; Mormyridae
Product: rho GTPase-activating protein 12-like
Biological process (GO): regulation of GTPase activity; signal transduction
Cellular component (GO): cytoplasm
Molecular function (GO): protein binding
Source: RefSeq, a predicted model, not a curated record